GGUGACCUUCACAUCUACGACCACGUCACUAUUUUGGCGAAUAAUUUCAUUUUGCAAAUCAUCGUUACGAUUGUACUAUAAAAGCUGGUAGUUCUUUGUGAAUCUCUCCACUAACUACAACAAUGAGCGAAAACUUUCAGCCGUUUCCCCAUUUUUCAACUGAUGCAUUGCAUGCAGGCCAGGAUCCUGAACAAUGGAACUGCAAAGCCGUUGUCCCGUUAAUCUCCUUGUCAACUACGUUUAAACAAGAAGCUCCGGGAAAGCAUUCUGGAUAUGAGUAUACUAGAGCUGGAAAUCCUACUAGAACUUGCCUUGAAGCCUGUUUUGCUGCCAUUGAAGGAGGAAAGCAUGCUUGCGUCUUCAGUUCAGGUCUAGCUGCCACAGGCACAGUUACAUCGCUCUUAGACCUUGAUGAUCAUAUUAUUGCCAUGGAUGAUCUUUACGGAGGAACAAACCGUUUCUUCCGUAAUAUUGGUAAGGCAAGAGGUAUAAAAACAUCGUUUGCUGAUAUGAGAAAUCCCGAACAUGUUAAGAAGGCAUUGACUCCAAAAACAAAAUUGGUCUGGAUCGAAACGCCAACCAAUCCUACAAUGAGAUUGGUCGAUAUCAAGGCCGUAGCAGAAAUUGCUCAUGCUUACAAUGCAGAUAUCAUGGUAGCGGUUGAUAACACUUUUACAACCUCAUAUUUUCAAAGGCCACUCAGCUUGGGUGCAGAUAUUGUUUUCCAUUCGGUAACGAAAUAUUUGAAUGGUCACUCCGAUGUCCUUAUGGGAGCCUUAAUGUUAAACUCUACUACACUUUAUGAAAAACUACAAUGGCAUCAACUAGCUGCUGGAGCCGUUCCGUCCCCAUUCGAUUGCUACUUGGUAAAUAGAGGAUUAAAGACAUUGGCCGUUAGAUUGAAACAACAUCAGCACAACGCUUUAACUUUGGCUAAACAUUUAGAAGGUCAUCCGAAAAUAGAGAAAGUUAUUCAUCCGGGUCUGCCAUCGCAUCCCCAACAUGAUUUAGCAGUUAAACAACAAAGAGGCUUUAGCGGAAUGUUGACAAUCUACGUCAAAGGUGGCUUAAAAGAAGCUUCUACUUUCUUAUCAAGCCUAAAGGUUUUCACUCUCGCCGAAAGUCUUGGCGGUUACGAAAGUUUGGCAGAAUUACCAUCCUUGAUGACACACGCGUCCGUCUCCGCAGAAGAACGUGCUAAAUUGGAUAUUUCCGAUUCGCUUAUUCGACUCUCGGUAGGACUGGAAGACAUUGAAGAUUUGAUUGCUGACGUUAACCAAGCCUUGGACAAAGCAAUACCAAGCGAUUAA
This is a messenger RNA of Dimorphilus gyrociliatus, 1310 nucleotides long. The record is from the annotation of a GenBank genome assembly. NCBI's taxonomy places the organism in Eukaryota, Metazoa, Annelida, Polychaeta, Dinophilidae.